This is a messenger RNA of Diabrotica balteata, 1648 nucleotides long. The record is from the annotation of a GenBank genome assembly. Lineage: Eukaryota; Metazoa; Arthropoda; Insecta; Coleoptera; Chrysomelidae.
GAAAAAUUUGUUAUAUAGAGUCAAUUAUUGGCAUUUAGCUUUAUUCCUAAAUUAAACGUGCAACUCGAUUAUAAUACGAAGUUAAUAGUGUCAAAAUAGUUUCAAAUAUUUUCGAAUCAGUAGCUUUACGAUGGCUACCACAGCGGAUAUUGAAAUUUCUAGGAAAUUAUCCAUACUCUCAGCUUUUAGUGACAAAUUUGCAGAAGAACGAAAAGUAUCUAAUAAACAUGAUCCUUCAAAAGGACCAAAAGAUUUUAUGUUUGCAGUACAUAUCGCCUGUUUCUUCGUUGGAUUUAUGAAUGUUAUGCCAAUGGUAUUUUUUAGUACAGCAAAGUCUUAUUGGAUGUACAAAUUUAGAAAUGCAACACUAGGAGAUGUUGUAACAGAAGGUCAAGAUCGAACUAAAUUGCAGGUAUAUUUCCAGCCUGCACUUAUGGCUGGUGGUACAAUACCAAGUGUAAUUUGUACCAUAUUGUUGACAUUUUAUGGUCACAAAAUAUCAUCCAUGUUCAGGAGUCUUGCUUCGCUAGUGUUACUUGGUCUUGUGUUUGCUAUAUUUGCAAUAUUUACUCAAAUUGACACAGAUUCAUGGCAAACUGCAUUUUUUGCGUUAACUGUAAUUUUGUUGAUGUUGAAUAGUGCUGGUGUAGCAACAUUUCAAAUGUCAUCAGUUAUACUAAUCGCUAAACUACCUCCAAGCUAUAUGUUCUGGUACCUUAUUGGUCAAAAUGGAACUCUUCUGACUACCGCCUUACAGAUCAUUUCGGUGGCUGUCACCAACAGUAGCGUUACAUCCGGAUUAAUUUAUUUUACUGCAGGAACCACGCUUAUAACAAUCGCAAUAACGUUUGUUAUGAUUGCUAGAAAAUCACAAGUAUUUAAAUAUUAUGAGGUUGAAAAUAUAAAAGAUCAACAUGCUGAACACAUCAAUUUUGGAGAAAUGAAAAAACUGGUAAUGAAAAUCUGGCCUACUCUAGUAGUUGUAGGAGUCCUUUUCUUCACGUUUAGUUUCAUCCAUCCGUCAGUCACAACCUUAGUGGAAUCUGAAUAUGCGGACGAAAAGACUGCAUGGACACAAAAAUAUUUUACACCAACAAUUGUUUUCCUGCUAGCAGAAAUUUCAUCCAUCGUAGGGAGGGUACUAUCUCAUAAAUUUUCAGUUACGCAUUCCAAUAAAUGGUGGUAUAUACUCGCCUUGACUGUAAGACUGAUUUGUACACCAUUUUACUUGUUCUGUAAUGCACAACCAAGAUCACACUUACCAGUAAUCUUCAAUCAUGAUUGGGAGUUUAUUGUAGGACAUAUAAUAUUUAGUAUGUCCAUGGGAUUUUUGAUGCAUGUAGGCUUUAUGAGUGUCAGAACGUUGGCAGAAGGUAAGACGGAAGUUGGCUUAAAAAUAGUUACAUUAACAUUAUCUCUAGUAAGCGCAGCAUCAACGUUUAACGGAUUCCUUACAGUUAUGCUCCUUUAAAGACGAAUCUGAAAUAUUGGUAUACAUACUAAUAUGAAUUAGAAAUACAUUAAAACGGUACACUCUAAAAGUAACAAAUCGAGUACAUCGUUUUUUAAUUAAAAAUACUUGUCUAUUAUUUUGUAAAUAAUUUUGUAACUAAACGUUAUUUUUUAAUAAAUAUCUAUGUUUUUUUUU